Messenger RNA from Colletotrichum acutatum, 390 nucleotides. RefSeq lists its product as uncharacterized. Lineage: Eukaryota; Fungi; Ascomycota; Sordariomycetes; Glomerellales; Glomerellaceae. The transcript is spliced from 4 exons. The record is from RefSeq and is a predicted model, not a curated record. The coding region runs from base 1 to 390 and encodes 129 amino acids.
AUGGCUUACUCCUUUACAGAGGAGGAAAAGAGGUUCAUCCUCGCGGAAGCCAUCAAAAACAGCAGCCUAGAUGUUGGCCCCUUAGUGGGGUUUUUGAAGACGCACAAUGUCGAGCCAGACUGGCUUAAGAUGCAGUUGCCCAGCGGCCGCACUAUGGGACAAUGUCUCGCGGUCACCGAGCAGAUGUUCCAAGGUCCCAUGCGUGUCCCGGACCUCAAGCGGAAGUCCAUUAACGACCUUCUCGAACAACCACCAAAGCGUUUGGCUGCCGCAUCGCCUAUGGAGCCACCAGCGCAAUUACCACCCUUGGCCUCAGCAACGCAAGGCCUCGCAACCUACUCAAGCUCGAUGCCCGUAUCUUCUGCUGGACAUGAAAGUCAUGUACUAUGA